This is a messenger RNA of Strongylus vulgaris, 479 nucleotides long. NCBI's taxonomy places the organism in Eukaryota, Metazoa, Nematoda, Chromadorea, Rhabditida, Strongylidae. The record is from the annotation of a GenBank genome assembly.
UAUGCUACCAUCUGCCAGGCUAACGGACUAGUCCCUAUUGUUGAGCCUGAAGUGUUGUGCGAUGGAGAUCAUGACAUUGACAGAGCACAGAAGGUUACGGAACAAGUUCUCUCCUUCGUCUACAAGGCUCUUGCUGAUCACCACGUUUAUCUUGAAGGUACUUUACUGAAGCCCAACAUGGCUACUCCCGAAGAAGUUGGUUUGGCUACUGUAACCGCACUGCGCCGUACAGUUCCAGCUGCUGUUCCUGGAAUUACAUUCCUUUCUGGAGGCCAAUCUGAACUUGAUGCCACCGCCAAUCUUAAUGCUAUCAACAAUGCAAAACUGCUGAAACCAUGGAAGCUCACCUUCUCAUACGGACGUGCUCUGCAAGCUUCCGUCUUGAAGGCAUGGCAAGGAAAGGAUGAAAACAUCGAAGCUGCUCAGAAAGUGUUCCUUCACAGAGCUAAGGUGAGAAAGUGUUCUUGUUGUAAGUGAUA